Molecule: messenger RNA, 765 nt
Organism: Lycium ferocissimum
Lineage: Eukaryota; Viridiplantae; Streptophyta; Magnoliopsida; Solanales; Solanaceae
Exons: 4
Coding region: 174-491 (105 amino acids)
Biological process (GO): DNA-templated transcription
Cellular component (GO): RNA polymerase I complex; RNA polymerase III complex
Molecular function (GO): DNA-directed RNA polymerase activity; DNA binding; protein dimerization activity
Source: RefSeq, a predicted model, not a curated record
CUUACGUCUUUACUUCCUAAACCCUAAACGGUUAAACCCUCCCUAAACCCUAAACUAUUUUCCCCUCUCUCUAACACUUCUCCUCUGCAACUUUGCCAUCACUUCUCAGUUCAAAGUUGUGUUUUUUUCAACCUUUUGCUCGAAGUUUACAACUUUGGCCUUAAAUUAAGUCAAUGGAACACGGUUCAUUCGAAGAUCAAUCAAAAGCAACAUUCUCGUUGACAGAUGAGGACCAUACACUGGCAAAUGCUAUCAGAUACACUCUAAAUCAAGAUCCCCGAGUAACAUUCUGCGGUUACAGCAUUCCACAUCCUUCUGAUGCUCGAGUUAACAUAAGAGUUCAGACUACUGGUGAUCCAGCAAGGGAGGUAUUGAAUGAUUCAUGUCAGGAUCUAAUGCUUAUCUGCGAGCACGUUAGAGGCACAUUUGAUCAGGCUAUUUUAAAGUUUAAAUCUGGAAAAGGUCUGAGCGCUAUGGAUAUCAAGAAAUGAUUGACUAACUAUAUAGCCUUCUGUCCGUGUGAAAUUUUGUCACCUUUUGCAAACACAGGGAAAAAUUUAAAUGUUGUUGCUUCAUUUAUUUGGUGCACAAAGUUGCUUUUUGCAUAAUCAUGCUAUAGAAUGCACCUUGGAUUGUAUGGAAAUUUAGUGUGCACAUUGGUUGUUGUAAGUAGUAAUUUUAUGUUCUAGUUUAUGUGAUAGUGAAUCAUGGAUCUUUUAUCAGCUUGCAUCGCUGUAAAAGCUAUAUAAUUGCGUGUCCUUUUUA